This is a messenger RNA of Fundulus heteroclitus (mummichog), 2119 nucleotides long. It is a transcript of the gene lins1, whose product is annotated as lines homolog 1. The transcript is spliced from 6 exons. Bases 66 to 2108 code for a protein of 680 amino acids. NCBI's taxonomy places the organism in Eukaryota, Metazoa, Chordata, Actinopteri, Cyprinodontiformes, Fundulidae. The record is from RefSeq and is a predicted model, not a curated record.
UUUCCAACCAUCAUUAACAUUCACAGAAGAAGAAAAAGCCAUGGCUUGUUGGUGACUGAUUAUGGAUGAAGUUUAGUGAUGGUUGUUUAGCAGACGCCUGUGCGUCACACAGAGGAAGCAUGGAGCUCGCAGAGAGCAGUGCACCGUCCUCCUGCAGAGAGCUGCUCUGCUGCCUGGAGGACUGUCACCGCUGCCUCCUCAGAGGAUCACCUCCUGCACUGAGCGCCGCUCAGGUGGCAGAGCUGCUCUUCUCCGGCGUUUGUGGACAGGUUCCUGGAGGGCAGGCAGAGCAAAGCGCUGACGCGGUGUGGGAGCUGACAGGCUUCAGUGUGAGCCUGCUGGGGAAGAUCUGCUGCUGGGUGUCUGCUCAGAGUCUGCACGGAGACAGCUGGGCGGCCAUCCUCAGGCUGCUGCUUGAACACAUGGACGUCAUGGCCCAGCUUGUGCACCACUUCCGGGCCGAGGACCAGCUGAUCUCACAUCUGGCUGCAAAGACCGCAUCCGAGUGCGUUUUCUACCUGCUCAGCACAUCUGGAACAGUGAGUCCUGCUUGGCAGUGGACGUGUGUGCAGGCUUUCAGCAGCUCUCCUCCUGCUCCUGAACUGGAUGCCUGCCUCUGGUCACUCACCGAGGUCCUCAAAAAGCUUCUCAGACAGUCCCAUCCAGUGCUCCUCGGAGAACUCGUGGCAACAUUUGACUGCAGCCUGAUUGCUCUUUGUUGCAAGUUGCUUCCUGCCGACGGAACAGAGGUCUCCUUCAGCGGCCGCUGGGGAACCACGGUUUGCCUCCUGUUGGACCUGCUGGAGGUGCUGACUAUGGCGGCUGUCACGCGUGGGGGCGGGGUCCCCCUGAGAAGCCAGAGAAUACCUGGACUCCACUCGGCAGCCCUCCUGACGAUUGUCAGCAGCCGCUCUGAGUACUUUGUCAAAAAGCGAAUCCUGCUGCUCCUCAAGAGAUUUCUGCUUCAGAAGCUUGGAGACGACUGGUCCCUGGAGGGGGUGUUGUCUACGGCACGGGAGCGCAGGGGUCCCAGUGCCGAUGGGCGUGCGCUGGCUCAGAGCGUCUUGAAGGCGGUGGCUGACAACUGGCUGCAGAGUGUUCAGGUGGAGCAUGCUGUUUUCUUUGGAGGGGCCCGACGCAGGCAGCAAAACGAAGGCCUGAAACCAGACGGGACGCUGCUGAGGGCAGUCAGCCUGGUUCUUCUCAAGUCUGUAGAGCUUCACUUCCAAACAGCUGCUGCAGGAGUGGACAGUAGAAUGGAGGUUAACUCAUAUCUAGGCAGUCUGUGGACCUUCUUGAGGCGGUGCAAUGCCUCUCAGGUUGAAGUCACUCACCCCUGCAGCUGGAUCAGCCUGCUGUUUGGAGAACAGGAUGAUGACCUGAUGGAGGCAGCCAGUGCAUUCCUCUCCAUAUUCCUCAGCUACAGACAAUGUUCAGGGCUGGAGGAUUUUUCCAUCCUGGAGGAAGCGUGUGCAUCAGGAUGCAACCCUCACUGCCACUUUGUGCUCCUGCUGCAGAGCCUCUCCUUCGAUCACAGCAUCCUCCUUGACUUCCUCAUCUCCUCUGAAACCUGCUUCCUGGAGUACUUUGUUCGCUACCUGAAGUACCUCCAGGCCGACUGGCUGGGCUUUACUGCCGCGUGUGGACACAGGACCGUGCCUCUCGCUGACUCCCAUGGUUCUGAGCCCGGCGAAGGCCUCCGGCCUGGCGGCUCUGCUCCAACAUUGGAAGAGUCCAGCUUGGGUGUAGGGCUUCGAAUUGUAGAGUACGAUAGUUCGGAUGAGUCCGGUGAGGAAACCCCUGACCCAAACAAACAGUCUGAAUCCCCAACAGCAGUAAUGGGUGAUGUUAGCUCCGAGCUGAAAACCAAACCCAGUACAUCAGUGGUACAAAGUGACCAGGAGUGUCCGACUGCAGCAGCUCUGUUGGAGCAAGGGGCUUGUGAUACGCUGUGUAGGGUGGUCUCCUGUCUGUCAGAGCUCAGAGCGGUGGUGACCAGGCUGCAGACUAAGAAACUCUUCCCGUACAACCCUUCAUCGCUUCUGAAGCUUCUAGCACACAUAGAAAACUAUCAUCAGAGGUCGCCGCCUGCACUUUCACAAAAAUAAACUUUUUUAAU